AUGCUCCGCGUCAUCGCAAUCCUACUCUUACCAUCGAUCGCCGUCUCAACUUUCGACCCGAAAACGUGCGAUGGCCUUUCGGACGGUGGGGAGAAGAGAUGCGCGGAAUAUGAUGGUUGCGAAUGCUUUUUCGGGAACACUGGUCGAUGUCUCGUAAAUGGCAUUGAUUCUCACAGUGGGUAUUUCACAUGCGAUCUUUGCCCGAAACAGAACGGCCAGAGCUGUCGGACCAAAAUACACUGUGUUACUCCAGCACUAAAAGGGGGUCGUCAUCGUUGUUGA
Messenger RNA from Fulvia fulva, 282 nucleotides. Its product is annotated as Ecp31. The transcript has a single exon. NCBI's taxonomy places the organism in Eukaryota, Fungi, Ascomycota, Dothideomycetes, Mycosphaerellales, Mycosphaerellaceae. The record is from RefSeq and is a predicted model, not a curated record. Bases 1 to 282 code for a protein of 93 amino acids.